This is a messenger RNA of Pseudocercospora fijiensis CIRAD86, 940 nucleotides long. RefSeq lists its product as uncharacterized. Lineage: Eukaryota; Fungi; Ascomycota; Dothideomycetes; Mycosphaerellales; Mycosphaerellaceae. The coding region runs from base 18 to 362 and encodes 114 amino acids. The record is from RefSeq and is a predicted model, not a curated record. The transcript has a single exon.
CGCUUCGAUAACAUACGAUGCUGCGAAAGACAGCUCUGCGGCCUUUCCGGCCACCACGAUCAUCACGCUCUUUCACAACGCGUCCUGCUCUGCGCCAAGAACAACAACCUCAGUACCAAGCACCAUCUCUCUCUCCUGAACCAGCGCAACGUCCAAACCCGCAUCGAGAGGUGUACACAAGCGGUGGCGCAGGACGAGCAGUGGCUUACAAUUUCCUGAUUGCGAUGGUUACCUUUCAAGCGCUAUACUGGAGCUGGCUUAAGCUGGAAACCAUCGAGGUCAAGAAGGAGAAGCAGGAUGAGAUCAAAUCUCUGGAAGGCGAGAUUAAGAACUUGACGGGGAUUGAGAUGAAGAGGCGAUGAGUAUUACAAGGUGUUGGCUCAGCAUAGCAUGAGCUGCGAGAUGGGUGCUGCUGCUCUGUCAUGGGACAACAGGCAGCGAUCUGCGAUAUCUUCACACGCCGCCGUGGAAAUAACGUAUUGAGAGUGAAGGCCGGAGACGGCUUGUAUUCACGAAUAUUUCGGCAAGAGAUAGCAAUGGCCGGUCAAGUAGAAUCCGGAUUCGCAAAGGCAUUGGAUCAUUUCUGAGAGCCCUCCGCCCGAAACAGUGGGUCUUGGCGUCGCAGCUGCCUGGUUGUUGCCUUGUCAUCGAAGGCAAUAUAUCAACGCUUCAGACCGAUCACACUCGCUCGCCACCCACAACAAGCGCUGGCUCAUAUGGCUCGAACAACACGACAGAAGCGCAAGGAGAUGGGGCCUCCAGAAGGUACUCGACCAGAUGAUACCAAAGAGAUGGCAUCUUUCAACACACUUCGAGCAGUGGGGCGACAGGUCGCAGACAGCAGUCUUGUCUCGAGCAUUUGAUGCAGAGCGCAGGAGUGGCAAUCAAGAUACCGUUACGUACAUCUCCAUCUCCACCAAUUCAAUCCACUUCCUCUCCG